Molecule: messenger RNA, 2344 nt
Organism: Paramacrobiotus metropolitanus
Lineage: Eukaryota; Metazoa; Tardigrada; Eutardigrada; Parachela; Macrobiotidae
Product: serine/threonine-protein kinase Nek6-like
Exons: 2
Coding region: 226-1455 (409 amino acids)
Biological process (GO): protein phosphorylation
Cellular component (GO): cytoplasm
Molecular function (GO): ATP binding; protein serine/threonine kinase activity
Source: RefSeq, a predicted model, not a curated record
CAACCAUCCAAGCAAGUGCAAAUCCAUAAUCCAUGCUGCAUACAAUAUAAUUUGGAGCACGUUUUUACCGUAAAUCUUAUUAUCUAUAGAUUUCCGCGUUGUUCUUGCAAUCCAAGUUCUUAAAUAUUGAUGAAGCUCCCCUUUCGUGGUGAAUGAAUAAUCAUCCUUGUGUGGUAUUUUCGCUUUUUUCGCUCUGGCGAUUGAAAUACUCGUGCAGCAGAUGGAAUGACCAGUAAACCUGAAUUAAACCUGAAAAAAUAUAUAGGAUCUGGGGCGUAUGGAAAGGUCUACGAAGCCGAAGUAAAGUGGGAACAAAACGACCAUGCAGAAGGCACAUACGCAGUAAAGGAAAUAGAGCUGGAUGAUGGCUCACAGAAAAAAGACAUUCAUACCGGGAUUUCUAUAUUACUCAUUUUGCAACAUCCCAAUCUGAUCCGUUAUCAUUGUCACUGCUUUCUUGAAGCGACCGAACUGCACAAAGAAAAAUUUCGACUUGUGAUGGAAUUUUGUCCCGGUGAAAAUUUAAGGAAUUAUCUCGAGCGGAACGAUGCGUGUUACAUGCUAAUGCUGCAGUACACUAAUCAACUCUGUCAUGCCGUGAAUUAUCUACAUACACAACGGAUUAUUCAUACUGAUAUCAAGUCCGAGAAUAUUUUUCUCACUGAUAUACAUGUAUCGGGACUGUUCCGAACUGUGAAGCUUGGUGAUUUAGAUGACCCUGUUUACAAGAAAGAGGAUGAAACAUCUGUCAAUGAUAUGAGGUCUCACAGAGGCACACAUUGGUACUGGUCGCCUGAGAUGGCGCGGAAGGCAUUCGAUCCAAAAAUCAAAGUCGGCUCCGCCACGGAUUGGUGGAGCGUGGGGUGCGUGUUGUACGAAAUGGCAUUUGGAUUCGAAUCCUUCCUCUAUAAAAAUACAUCGAUGAAUGAAGAACUAUGUCGGAAAAAGGAAAUUGCGACGGUGCCAAGGUUUGUAAAUUUUAUCAAUAAUGGUGGUCGAUUGGACAUUCCCAGCUGCUGUAAUCACAUCAAACGAGCUCUAGACCGGUGUUUUCUGGAGGAUCCAACGGCACACUCCGCUGCAGUCGAGGGUAAAUUACUUUUCGGAGGUGCCAAAGACCUUCAAGAUAUUCUCUUCACUGCUGCGACGCCAGCGUUGAACGGAUGCACGAAACACCAAGCAUUUCUGGAAGGCUACAAAAAACUACUCGAGCAUGUUGAAGUCGAUAAUAAAAGGAAAUUACUAAGUGUAAAGCACUUUGCUGCCGACAUUCCCAUAAACAGUCCUCCUAAGGAAGGAGAAGUAACAGACCAAGGAGUUUCGGUAGUGAAGUUUAAAGACGCUUUAUCUACUGUAAUGGUCUGGAGCGGAAAGUUGUGGAAAUUGUCAAAGUUUAUGCCAACGCACAGCCAAUUGUCAGUACCGAAAUUUUGCCAAAUAUUGACAACCGAUUAAAUGCCUUCGUCAAACACCUGAAAUGCAGGCACGUCUACGAUACUGUACCGGUUGAAAUCGAGUGCAACUGCAACGUCGAUCAUGUACCGCGCCAACACACUCCGGAUUCACUACGCUUUCUAGGUGCAAUAGCGGAUGUGAUUAUGCAUGUGGAGAUCUCCGGGCCUCACGGAUGCUCCCUGUUACAACUGCAACAUGUCUUUCUGCCGAAUUUAAUCUGCCUUAAUAUUGUUGAUACACCGAGCGUUGCCGUUGAAGCAGAUUCCCUACAAAAGUUUCCGAAACUGAAGAUAUUCACGUUUACCGAUUGCGCUUUUAAUGGGCUUUAUAACAAUUUUCUAACUAAAAUGAAAUGGCUGGAAUUUUUUGGACUUAGCUGUUCCGGGUCCAAGUGCAGACAGUGGGAGAGUGAUCGCACUGGUCGCGAUCACCAUUACGAUUGGUUGGAACAAUUUCUUUGCGAUUACAGUGACUUAUUGGAUCCAAGGUUUGUCUAUACGCAUGUGGAGAAUAGUUUCUACAGACGAACGGACUGUUCCGGUUUUCCAUGGGAUAACCACGGUAUUGAUGACGUUUUGCACGCACUAAAAUGUAAGACGUGCGCCGCGGAAAUCGGUACGCCUGCGCAACAGGCAAGGAGACGGCAGCGUAUGCAAUCCGAUUUAAGGAAGCGGCCACUAUUGCGGCUCGCCAUCUCCGCUGAUAUGCGAACAAACUGAUUAUCAGAACAUCCGUAGCUUUGGAAAACAAUUUUUGUGUGCGUUUAUCCAGCACGGUCAAUUCGCUUGAUAAAGAUUGUAAUGGCCGAAGUUAUAUCUUUCGGAAUCUGGCUUUUCUAAAUUGUGACAAUAAAACGGUUCCGAUUUUCAGAAAUACGGCAAAGUUCUUG